Molecule: messenger RNA, 832 nt
Organism: Impatiens glandulifera
Lineage: Eukaryota; Viridiplantae; Streptophyta; Magnoliopsida; Ericales; Balsaminaceae
Product: 40S ribosomal protein S14-2
Exons: 6
Coding region: 133-585 (150 amino acids)
Biological process (GO): translation; ribosomal small subunit assembly; maturation of SSU-rRNA from tricistronic rRNA transcript (SSU-rRNA, 5.8S rRNA, LSU-rRNA)
Cellular component (GO): cytosolic small ribosomal subunit; ribosome
Molecular function (GO): small ribosomal subunit rRNA binding; structural constituent of ribosome; mRNA 5'-UTR binding
Source: RefSeq, a predicted model, not a curated record
CCUAGUUUAUGCAAUUUUACAUAUCCUUUCUUCCUUCGUUUUCUCUUUGCCGUUCUUCGCCACCAGCGACUGUGAGCUCUUUCAGUUUAUCAAUUCUUUCCUCUAUCUUCGAUCUGAUCACUACUAUCAGCCAUGUCGAAGAGAAAGAACAGAGAGCCAAAGGAAGAAACCGUGACUCUUGGCCCUGCUAUUCGUGAGGGAGAACUUGUUUUUGGUGUCGCACACAUCUUCGCAUCUUUUAAUGAUACGUUCAUUCAUGUGACAGAUUUGUCUGGACGAGAAACACUUGUUCGCAUCACUGGAGGCAUGAAAGUGAAAGCUGACAGAGAUGAAUCGUCUCCAUACGCUGCUAUGCUUGCAGCUCAAGAUGUUUCUGUUCGAUGCAAGGAACUUGGCAUCACUGCUCUUCAUAUAAAGCUGAGGGCAACUGGAGGAAACAAGACCAAGACCCCUGGCCCUGGUGCUCAGUCUGCUUUGAGAGCCCUUGCCCGUUCUGGCAUGAAAAUUGGUCGCAUUGAGGAUGUUACUCCAAUUCCAACCGACAGUACUCGCAGAAAGGGUGGAAGGAGAGGAAGGAGGCUAUAAAUCUGUGUGGACUCUUUUCUAUCUAUGUUCAAGCACCAUUUUCAGUUUAUUUUAGUUCGAAACAUUUUGCAACUUAAGAUUAUUUCACUUUCAUUUUUAAUCGCCAGAUUAUUGGAUUUUUUGGGAAACUAUUCUUAACUAGUCUUGAACAACCUUGAGCUAGCUGCUGCCAGUUUUUUUAUUUCAGAUUGAAACAACACUUUUCUGUUAGAUUUAUGCAUUUGUGAUGAUUCUCAUAUUCUGGUCA